Messenger RNA from Cuscuta campestris, 1135 nucleotides. Lineage: Eukaryota; Viridiplantae; Streptophyta; Magnoliopsida; Solanales; Convolvulaceae. The record is from the annotation of a GenBank genome assembly.
AACGGGUUUAUCCCUUUUUGGGCUAUAAAAUGGCACCCAAAUCCUCUCUUUUAACACACAAUUCUUCAACAUUUCAAUACUCAUUCAUUGCAUAAGCAUUCCUAUUUUUCUUAGCUAUUUGAGAGCCAAUUCUUGAAGAAAUUGUCGUGUUCUUGAGCGUUUACUAGUUCACUCAUAUCUACUCUUCGAACCGCAGACGCUAAAGCCUUGGACAUGGGCCUACUUCGAUUGGGCCUUCAAGAAAUAGUACAUCCCGGCCCGUUUCCGGGAGGAGAAGCGAACAGAAUUUAUGGAACUGCGACAAGGGGACAUGACCCUUGCUGAACUACGACAGAAGUUUGAGCACCUGGCUCAGUUUGCACCCACGCUGGUGUCCACACCAGCUUACAGGAUUGAAGAGUUCAGGAAGAGGUUGCGCCCCGACAUGCGACCUUAUGUAUCUACUGUGAUCACCACUGAUUUUUCCGAAGCAAAUGAUCUGAUGGCUAAGGUGGAGAAGGACGUGGACGAUCUGAAGGCAAGCAUGAAUGCUGGAGGGGUAGGUUGUAACACCCAAACCCGCAUAACCCAAACCCGUGAGACAGCGGACCGGGACCUGGAUUACGCAGAAAUCGAAUCGAUAGCUCGAACGGAAAACAAAUCAACGAAAUCAAACGAACAACGGAUAAAAUUGAGCCAAAACACGAAAUCGACCAAUCAAUCUGGUGGUGACCGGCGUUCGGCGUGGCAGCGCUGCAACUCGACGGCGAGGAUGGCGGACGCCGGUAGUGGAGGCGGCGUACAGUGGCGAGGCGGCAGCAGCUCCCAGAGAUCACGAACAGAGGAGCAGCUCCGGUGAUAGCCUCUGUCCGGCGGAGUCCCUAGCUGCAACAGUGGCGAACCGGCGAUGUAUCAGUCCGGUGAUAGGUUUAGGUUUUAUUUAAUGAUCCCAUUCCUAAAAAGAUUGGGCUUCGGGCCCAAAAUACCUGAUUAAACGGCCAUAACAUGAGCUCCAAAACUCCGAUUCGCGAGCCGUCUGAACCGACGCGAUCACAAAAAUAUUUCCUACGAGAUGACAUAAAAGUUGGGCUUAGAAUCCAAAUUAUAAUUUUAACCCCUUUUUGGGCCCAAUUUGUAAUCAAUUGCUCUAACAAUU